Phodopus roborovskii (desert hamster) is the source of this 1446-nucleotide messenger RNA. It is a transcript of the gene Htr2c, whose product is annotated as 5-hydroxytryptamine receptor 2C. Gene Ontology annotation, molecular function: neurotransmitter receptor activity; G protein-coupled serotonin receptor activity. The transcript is spliced from 4 exons. Gene Ontology annotation, cellular component: plasma membrane; dendrite. Bases 47 to 1429 code for a protein of 460 amino acids. Gene Ontology annotation, biological process: chemical synaptic transmission; locomotory behavior; feeding behavior. NCBI's taxonomy places the organism in Eukaryota, Metazoa, Chordata, Mammalia, Rodentia, Cricetidae. The record is from RefSeq and is a predicted model, not a curated record.
AAUUCUCAAUUUGAAUCCUGUGGUUGCUUAAAAGACUGAAGCAAUCAUGGUGAACCUGAGCAAUGGGAUGCACUCGUUCCUUGUGCACCUCAUCGGCCUAAUGGUUUGGCAAUUUGAUAUUUCCAUAAGUCCAGUAGCAGCUAUAGUAACUGACAUUUUUAAUUCCUCCGAUGGUGGACGCUUGUUUCAAUUCCCAGACGGGGUACAAAACUGGCCAGCACUUUCAAUCGUCGUGAUUAUAAUCAUGACAAUAGGGGGCAACAUUCUCGUUAUCAUGGCAGUAAGCAUGGAGAAAAAACUGCACAAUGCAACCAAUUACUUCUUAAUGUCCCUAGCCAUUGCUGAUAUGCUGGUGGGACUACUUGUCAUGCCCCUGUCUCUGCUUGCAAUUCUUUAUGAUUAUGUCUGGCCAUUACCUAGAUAUUUGUGCCCCGUCUGGAUCUCACUAGAUGUGCUAUUUUCAACUGCGUCCAUCAUGCACCUCUGCGCCAUAUCGCUGGACCGGUAUGUAGCAAUACGUAAUCCUAUUGAGCAUAGCCGGUUCAAUUCGCGGACUAAGGCCACCAUGAAGAUUGCCAUCGUUUGGGCAAUAUCAAUAGGUGUUUCAGUUCCUAUCCCUGUGAUUGGACUGAGGGACGAAAGCAAAGUGUUCGUGAACAACACCACGUGCGUGCUCAACGACCCGAACUUCGUUCUCAUCGGGUCCUUCGUGGCAUUCUUCAUCCCGUUGACGAUUAUGGUGAUCACCUACUUCUUAACGAUUUACGUCCUACGCCGUCAAACUCUGAUGCUACUUCGAGGCCACACCGAGGAGGACCUGCCUGAAAUCAGCCUGAACUUUCUGAAGUGCUGUUGCAAGAAGAAUGCCGGUGAUGAAGAGAACACUGAGAAUCCCAAUCCAGAUCAGAAGCCGCGUCGAAAGAAGAAACAAAAGCGUCCUCGAGGCACCAUGCAAGCUAUCAACAACGAAAAGAAAGCUUCCAAAGUCCUUGGCAUUGUAUUCUUUGUCUUUCUGAUCAUGUGGUGCCCGUUUUUCAUCACUAAUAUCCUGUCUGUUCUUUGUGAGAAGUCCUGUAACCAAAAGCUGAUGGAGAAGCUUCUCAAUGUGUUUGUUUGGAUUGGCUAUGUGUGUUCAGGUAUCAAUCCUCUGGUGUAUACUCUCUUCAACAAAGUGUACCGAAGGGCUUUCUCUAAAUAUUUGCGCUGUGAUUAUAAGCCAGACAAAAAGCCGCCUAUCAGACCGAUUCCUAGGGUUGCUGCUACUGCUUUGUCUGGGAGGGAGCUCAAUGUUAACAUUUAUCGGCAUACCAAUGAACGUGUGGCUAGGAAAGCUAAUGACACUGAGCCUGGUAUAGAGAUGCAGGUGGAGAAUUUAGAGCUGCCAGUCAAUCCCACCAAUGUGGUUAGCGAGCGGAUUAGUAGUGUGUAAGCAAGCGCAGCCUUCCU